CCUGACUGGUCGUUGCAGGAAGUGGCAACCUGGAAGUUGAUUUCGGAAAAGGUUAGCUGGGAUUUUUCUUUCAACAGCACUUAAUUGUUCUUCUCACAGUGACUCAGUCCUUCUGUAGCAGUAGAGAGAUGAGGAGGGAUGAAAGGGACGCAUGCUGGAAGGAGUAAGUUGCUGACUGACUUUCUUUGUGUUCCUGCACACACGUGACCACCACCAUGUCUCGUGCCCACCAGCCCCCCCUGGUGACGGGCAUCUCACCCAACGAGGGCACUUCAUGGACCAAGGUCACCAUCCGAGGAGAGAACCUGGGUACUGGCCCCGCAGACCUCGUUGGUCUCUCCAUCUGUGGUCACAACUGCCUGCUGACGGCUGAGUGGAUGUCAGCCAGUAAGAUAGUGUGUCAUGUGGGCCCAGCCAAAGACGAUAAGGGAGAGAUCAUCGUCAGCACCAAGUCAGGAGGACACGGCACCUCCACCGUCUCCUUCAAGCUGCUCAAGGCUGAGAAGAUCGGUAUCCUGGACCAGUCUGCUGUGUGGGUGGAUGAGAUGAACUAUUACGACAUGAGAACCGACCGCAACAAGGGCAUCUCUCCCCUCUCCCUACGCCCCAGCAAUCCAUUGGGCAUCGACGUAGACAAGGGUAAGGUCCCUCUGAAAGAUCUGGAGGCCAUGUUCCCAGGGGUGAGUGGGGAUUUCACCAGCGAGAACUUCUCAGCCACCUGGUACCUAAUCGAGAACCACUCUGUCACCAGUUUUGACCAGUUGCGUAUGGCAGCCAGUAACUUGAAAAAGCAGGCCACUAGGAAGAACGAGGGCAGUCUUGCCUACGUGAAGGGAGGCCUCAGCACUUUCUUUGAGGCACAGGACGCCCUCGCAGCGAUCCACCAGAGGUUGGAGUCUGAUGGGACAGAGAAGGUGGAGGGCUCCAUGACACAGCGCCUGGAGAACGUGCUCAACAGAGCCAGUGAUACAGCAGACACUCUGUUCCAGGAGGUUUUGGGGAGGAAGGAUAAAGCUGACUCAACACGUAACGCCCUCAACGUUCUGCAGCGCUUCAAGUUCCUCUUUAACCUGCCGCUCAACAUUGAACGAAACACACACAAGGGAGAUUAUGAUGUGGUGAUCAACGACUAUGAGAAAGCCAAGUCUCUGUUUGGGAACACUGAGGUCCCCGUCUUUAAAAAAGUGUAUGCCGAGGUGGAGACUAGGAUCGGGGCUCUGAGGAGUCUGCUACUGGACAAACUACUGGAGACGCCGUCUACCUUGCAUGACCAGAAGAGAUACAUCAGGUAUCUGUCUGACCUGCAUGCACCAGGGGACCCUGCCUGGCAGUGUAUCUACGCCCAGCACAAGUGGAUCCUCGGACUGAUGCAGAACUGCAAGGAGGAGUUUAUCAAUGACCAGAGAGUGGGGUUGGGGGCCAUAGCCCUGGAUCUAGAGGGGGACCCUCGCCCGUCGGCCCUCAGCAGGAACAGGGACACAGCUUCUCUGAAGAGGGGGUGCAGUCUGCGUACCCCCCGCCCCAGCACAUGGCGUUAUGAGACGCCCCAGCAGGUGCAGUUUGUGGAGAAGCUGUCGGACGUGGUGAUUGGCCAACUGCCCAACUUCUGGAAGCUCUGGAUCUCGUACGUCAACGGCAGCCUCUUCAGCGAGACUGGUGAGAAAUCUGGACAGGUGGAGAAAUCGAAGAAGAAUGCCAGACAGAGACAGAACGACUUUAAGAAAAUGAUUGAGGAGGUGACCCAUCGCCUGGUGAAGCUGGUGAGAGGUGCUCUCCUCCCCUCUACUCUGACUGAGCUGGAGCUGAGGCUGUAUGGGGGCUGGGAGAGUAAGACUGAACUCACUGGACCCUGGCUCACACAGGUCAUACACACUGUCAGAAUAAUUUUUGAAGCUCUGGUUGCUCUGGAGAUCCCUAAUGAUCUUCUGCAGGUGAUCCAGGAUCUACUGUUGGAGCUGAGACACCACUGUCUACUGGUCACCCUGCACCACACCGCAGGGGAUGUCAAAAGGCUUGCAGAGAAAGAGGACUGGGUCGUAGACAAUGAAGGAAUCACCAGCUUGCCAGCCCAGUUUGAGCAGUGCAUGGUGCAGAUGCUGCAGUCACUCAAAGAACCCAUGGAGACCAAACCUGGGGAGGUCAAUAUCCUUCAGUUGGAUCAGGCCCAAGAUCAAGCCUCAGAGCUCUGUGUGGACAUCAUGAGGGUGUUUGUCAACUGCCUGGAGCAGCUGAGCAAUAAAACAGAUGGAGACGUCGACACUUCGCAUAUAUCAGUGGACCUUGCCUCUCCAGACCCAUUCAGUGGCCUUCAGGAAAACUUCUGUGCAACACCGGAGCAGCGUCUGCUGAUAAUCCUGAGUAACUGUCAGUACCUGGAGAAACACACCUUCCUUAACAUGGCUGAACACUUUGAGAAACACGGUUUCACCGGGACUGACAAGAUCACACAGGUGAGUGUCCAUGCAGUGAAGGAGCUGGAUGAGAGUCUGUUUGAUGCCUACAUCGAGAGGAAGUCAGAUCCCAUCGUAGGAUCCCUAGAACCAGGCAUCUACGCUGGAUACUUCGACUGGAGGGACUGUAGUACACCUACAGGUGUGAGGAACUACCUGAAAGAAGCCUUGGUCAACAUCAUCACUGUUCAUGCUGAGGUCUUCACAGUGUCAAAGGAGCUAGUUCCCAGGGUUCUGACUAGAAUCGUUGAUGGUGUGGCGGAGGAGAUGAGCCGUCUCAUGCAGUGUGUGUCAUCCUUCAGCAUGAACGGAGCCAUACAGGCCCGUUUGGAGAUCAAUGCUCUGAGAGAUGUUGUAGCCUCCUACCUGUCAUCUGAGAGCCAUGCCAACUUCAAGCAGGCUCUGGAGGCCCUCCCCCAGUUACACAGUGGAGCAGACCAAAAGUUUCUCGAGGAGUUGCUAAAUAGGUUUAAGAGCAGUAUGCAGCUCCAACUCACCUGUUUCCAGCCCUCUAAUGUCCAGCCUGUCAAGAGAUGAGCCAAACGUCUGUACGUCUCUUCAACAUUAAUAUAAUGGCAUUAUAGUAUCUCUAUCUAUCAAAUAAUUUGCAAUGCCUAUUUACUUGUCUCGAUAAGCUUUCACAGCCUUUUGUUCAAUUGUUAUAAGAUCUAUAGUAGACUGGAAAUUUGCCUUUUCUCACACUAAUCACAUUUUUUAUCUUAGAUAUGUACACUAAUUUGCUGAGGGGCAAUUCCACGGCAAUGGAAUUACGCUUUUUUCACCUUAAAAUCUAUGCCAAAAAAAACAUUUAUUUCAAAACUUAAACAAACUCUACUACUCUUUGCACAGGGAUGACUUUCAACAAUCCACUGAAAAAAUAUACAAAUUUAGUGGAAGAACAUUCCAGAUGCAAACUUUGGUAACAGAAUUGUGGUAAAAUCUCCCUCAGGCUUUUAUGCGGCAAUGUUUUCCAAAAACCCAGUUAAAUAUCUGCUCCUAAUUAAGAUUGAAAGACGUCUGCAGAAAUCA
Oncorhynchus kisutch (coho salmon) is the source of this 3479-nucleotide messenger RNA. Its product is annotated as exocyst complex component 2-like. Gene Ontology annotation, cellular component: exocyst. Lineage: Eukaryota; Metazoa; Chordata; Actinopteri; Salmoniformes; Salmonidae. The record is from RefSeq and is a predicted model, not a curated record. The transcript has 29 exons. Bases 216 to 2987 code for a protein of 923 amino acids. Gene Ontology annotation, biological process: Golgi to plasma membrane transport; exocytosis.